Molecule: messenger RNA, 2330 nt
Organism: Cottoperca gobio
Lineage: Eukaryota; Metazoa; Chordata; Actinopteri; Perciformes; Bovichtidae
Gene: ankrd53
Product: ankyrin repeat domain 53
Exons: 6
Coding region: 117-1247 (376 amino acids)
Biological process (GO): regulation of mitotic cytokinesis; positive regulation of microtubule polymerization; mitotic metaphase chromosome alignment
Cellular component (GO): spindle pole
Molecular function (GO): protein binding
Source: RefSeq, a predicted model, not a curated record
CAGGAAUGGGAGGAUGGAAGUAUCCAUUUCUGCUAUGCCUGCAGCCACACAUCUGCCCGAAUCUAUCACAAGCUAUUACAUUGACUAAGACCAACAGGUGUUGAUGAAUAUGCUGUAUGAGGAAACGUACCAGCAGAGCUCCCCCAGAUGGGCUCAUGUUUCCAGCUGUGGAAACCCCAGAGACGCUGGAUCUGGAUGGCAGUGGAAACAGACAGGAUCUGCCAGUGCUCCACAUGGCCUGCCUUUACGGCCAGCUGGCUACUGUUCAGCUCCUGGUGGAGUCCAGGCAAGAAGGGAUCAACAGCAGCGAGCUCCAGGGUCGCCGGCCUUUACAUAUGGUCCUGUCCUCCCGGAGCUCACCCAACACCUCCUCGUGCCUCAUGUACCUGCUGGAGCACGGGGCCGACAUCAACGUUACCACAGAUUCAGGGGCGACCCCGCUGCACCUGGCCGCCUCUGAAGGCCUCCUGCGCUGCACAGAGAUCCUCGUGCAGGCCGGGGCAGAUGUGUUGGCCCAGGACAGCUCGGGUCACACUCCUCUGGAUUUGGCCCGCAUCUGGUGUCGAAGGAAGGUAGCAAGGUAUCUGAAAAGCUGCAUGUGGCAGACAUAUAAGCAGAAAGAAAUGCAGGAGAGGAAGCUGGGUCAAACGUUAUACAGUGAUCUCGUCGAUAAGGUCAAACUGGACAAUCUAAAAAAAAAGACAUUUAUAGAUGAGAAGAUGGCAGAGUGGGCGAACAAAAGAGGUUUCCCUCUCCUCAAGGAUUUCUCCCCCGGUGUCUUGGUGAGCCAGUACCACACCCAGUGCUUCAGUUCUAAUCCAAAACAUGCCAAGCACCCAUUGAAACACCAGCCAGGAGGUGCUCUGGAGGACAAGAGCACCCCCACUAAGCAACCAGCCUCAUCCUCCAGACCCUGGACCAUCUUCAUGGGCCUCCAGCCAGAGAACCCGCUCAGAGAGCCGGACCUCCGGAACAACGUCAUGGUGUGGAGGGACGGCAGCAGGCAGCCCCAGUACUCCACCAAGUGGGACAGCACCCGCCGCCCUGCCCCUGACCUGCCUCUGGAUGUCCUCGAGAGGGUGUUGUUCCCCAGAGCCUUCCCUUCCAGGAUCGCCUCGCCACGGUACUUUGAGCCAAAGAACAUUGUGGAGGUUCAGCACAGAGGAUACCCCCAGGGGCGGAGCACCUCCCCCUGGACAGAGGUGGCUAUGCACUUGGCUGAAGUGCUGGAGCCUGGACAUUACUGACCAUCACACUCUGUACUGGAAGGGCUUCGAUUAGAAGAUGUGUUCAAGAAAUGUAUUAAAACUCAUCAGGUAUUUAAUGUUUUCAUAGAUUUUUGCAUCCAAACUAAGUGGCAGGCUGGAAGAACAUGAGGCCUUUAUAGAUUAACGUGUCUUUAUAGUUUUCUAUCAAAUGAUGUGGAAAUGAACAUGCAAGUAUAGGAAUUAGAGGAUUCUAUUGUAGGAAAUCAUAUAUUGUAUAGACGUCUGGCAGUGUCCUCUAUGCAAUCUCACAUCAAGAGUAUUUACGGACAUAACAGCAGACCUUCCCUAACAAAACAUCCUGACCCCCCCUCGACUUCAGCUCAAAGUGACAAAAUUAAAAAUGCCACACACCCCAGACGCUGCGCCUCCAAAAGCGGGGUGAACGGAGGGGUGAGUGAAAGGUGAGAAAACCUCAGUGAACUGGGUCACCUGUCUCAGAGGAAUCCCUGCACUUUCACUGCUCCCCCCAGGGAACUGACUCGGGAUCCAGGUGAGGGCUUGUCAACAGCAUGUGUGUAACUGCGAGCUGUUGCCUGUCAGCUAAAGGUGUGUGUGUGUGGGGUUUUGUCUUUUUUGCUUUACUUCACACCUCAGUGGGGGUCAAAGUGCACACUGGCCUCAACCUGGUGCACCCACUGUGAUCGAGCCACAUGGGACUUGGUUUAACACCAGCCAGGCUGUCUGGUACACACGCACACACACACACACGCACACACACACACACACAGGGCGUAACAACAGGACAAAUGUGAACAUUGAAAGGGUGAAUGAACCUGAUUGAAUUAGAAAUGAGGAUCAGUCUAUCCCUGCAAGUUAUUUCAACAAAAUCUUUUAUUAUACAUUUGUGUGCAUACCAGCCUACAAUGAAUCGCACUCCGUAAUUGGUAAAAAAAGAAUUUCGGUCUCUUUAAUAGCACUUUGAGCAGCUGUUGUCCCAGACACACGUACGCUCACAAGAGUCUUUGCACAGGUACGAUCUUCACAAGUGCUUUUGUUUGUCGUCAGGUUACCUCAACGAUCAAUGUACAAAAAUCAGUUUGUUAUUACUGUGAAUUGUUAAAA